UCACCUCCUCACCUCCUCACCUCCUCCUCCUCUACUAAUUGCUUCAUCUGGACCUGCUGGUGCUCAUAUGUGUUUGUAACCUGGAGGAGGAUUAGUUCACUGCACAGGAGACCAUGGACCUCGGGUGGAAUAUUCUGGUUUUAUCUUUUGCCUUACUUGCUUCAGCUCAAGUACCCAAGAAAUGUUCUGCACCACCGGAGUACCCGCUCACCAAACUAGCCAAGAGACCCUCCUCCAUGCAGAGGUUCAGUAGCGGGCAGAAGGUUUACUAUGUCUGCGGAGAGGACUUCACUCCAUCCAGAGGGAGCAGAGCUGUGCAGUGUGUUGAUGGGAAAUGGACCAAACUGACUCUCAAAUGCGAAAAGAAAUCCUGUGGUAACGCCGGGGAUCUACCCAAUGGGGAGUUCCAGUAUGAAGGGAAUUCAUUCCUCGGGGAGAAAGUUUAUGCUGUAUGCAAUGAUGGAUACACUCUGAAAGGACUCAACUACAUGAUAUGCAAGAAGUCUGGCUGGACCGGUGAAUUCCCGUCUUGUGAAGAGGGAGAGGCCACCUGCUCCACCCCGACAGUGGCCAACUCUGUGAGCAGUGCUGGAGAUGUUUCUGUAUACCGGGUCGGAGACUACGUGACCUUCGCUUGCAGUCGGGGUUUCCAGCUGGAUGGAGCUCAGCAGAUCACUUGUGUUCCGGGCGGCUUGUGGCAGCCUCAACCUCCUCGGUGCCUGCCUCCACCUGUUACAACUCCGUCACCCGAUAGAGGAACAGGGGGAUGCGGUGUACCAGUAAACAUCCACAACUCCAACGCCAACCCCACCGACAAGUACAUCGCAAUGACAUCUUUCGCAUCUGGCGACAGAGUCCCUUACGUGUGUGAUGUCGGAUACAUUCAAGCAGGCGGCAGCAGAUAUCGCAUGUGUAUGAAGGGAAAGUGGACGCCACUGCUGCUAAGAUGUGAACGAAAGCCAUGUGGAUCUGCAGGAGAGAUUACAAAUGGACAGUUUACAUAUACUGGAGUGGAGUUUGGAGACACUGCAACAGCUGUCUGUGAUGAGGGACAUCGUCUUGUUGGAAAGGCAACUAGAAACUGCUUGAGUAAAGGCUGGGACGGACGUGUUCCUCACUGUGAAGCUGUGGGGUGUGCGGAGCCUCCAGGAAGGACGAAUGCACUGAUGAAAGGCCUUCAGGAGCCACCUUACACAUACAGGACUGUGGUUCAGUAUCAUUGUCGCGUGGGAACCCUUGUUGGACAAAGGCUGAUUUGGUGCACCAAGGAUGGGACAUGGAGUGGUCCUCCUCCUAAAUGCAAAGAAAUAACAUGUCCAUCUCCAAAUGUGCGCAACGCCUACUGGAUGGGGUCUCAGACCGAGCUGUAUCAAUACAGGCACACCAUAUCAAUCGAGUGUAACCCGGGCUACAAGAAGUCCGGCCCGAGUACGGUUACCUGUGGUGAUGACGGCAAAUGGUCCCCUGGCCUCCCUGACUGUACAUCACGUCGCACCAACUGGAGGGGCUGGUGAAUGGUUCAGCGGCCAGUGGAGGAGGAUGGAAAAUAACGCUCUCAAGCUUAAAAAUGUCUUCCUUCUAAAAAAAAAAAAAUUCUUCUAAAAUGCA
Messenger RNA from Sebastes umbrosus (honeycomb rockfish), 1608 nucleotides. RefSeq names its product complement component receptor 1-like protein. The coding region runs from base 114 to 1514 and encodes 466 amino acids. The record is from RefSeq and is a predicted model, not a curated record. The transcript has 11 exons. NCBI's taxonomy places the organism in Eukaryota, Metazoa, Chordata, Actinopteri, Perciformes, Sebastidae.